Penaeus vannamei (Pacific white shrimp) is the source of this 597-nucleotide messenger RNA. The record is from RefSeq and is a predicted model, not a curated record. NCBI's taxonomy places the organism in Eukaryota, Metazoa, Arthropoda, Malacostraca, Decapoda, Penaeidae.
AUGCCGAAGUGGAGGGGUCGUUUCACAAGCAGUAGCAGUGAUGAUAGCUCUGACUCUGAGUUGGAGGCAAGAAUGCAGGGAAAGCACACCUCUGAACAGCCUGUGUUUGUGUGCAGAAGAAAGAGAAUGUCCCAAAACGGUUCAGUUUCUGCGCCCCCUGGGGUCAAUGUUAGUGACCUGCACCAAGGAUCCACACCCUUUGAAAUAUAUUCUCACUUCUUCACACCAGAGCUCAUGGACUGUCUUGUCCAAGAAACUAACCGGUACUACCACCAGCAACUAGCACCCGCUUCUUCACAAAAGAGGAACUGGCAUAACACUUCACGAGGAGAGCUGCAUGCCUAUUUUGGGCUCUGGCUGUUGAUGGAUAUGCAUCCGAGGUCAGAUAUUGAAAUAUACUGGAAGGACCCACACUUCUGCUUGCCUAUAUUCCCAAAGACUAUGUCAUUAGAUCGUUUCAUUCAUAUAACGCAGAAUCUCCAUGUAGUGGAUAAUAAUAGGACACAUCCUGGUGAUGACUACCUUUGGAAGCUUCGUCCAAUGAUAAGUACACUUAAUCAGCAGUUUUCAUUAGUGUAUACUCCUCCCCGAAGAUAA